GCACAGGACGCACAGCCCUCCGGAGCUCUGUUGAUAUAGGCAGCUCCGUCCUUUCAUCGGAGGUUAUGGCUGAGGACUUUGUAAAGAGAAGAGAAGCGGACAACUCUGGUUAUUUUAUAGGAACUAUGCGUUAAAGUUUGUAUGCGCAAAGCCUUUAUGCGAAAUGUUCUUUUACGCAGCAGCUGUGAUGAGCUCUGAACCAAGAAGGCUUUGAACCUGCUACAAUGUCACACGCACAGGUUGAGAUACCAGGACGCGGUUUCCCAGGCCUCUCUAUGGAUAUGACCGACGACUGCCUAUCCCGGGUCCCAUCCGUGCUCAGGACGCACGGUUUGGGCGCACGGAGAAACUCUUAUGGGCUGCAAAAAAUUAGUAUGGACAUUGACUCGCCUCUUUAUAGCGGCGCCCUUUCCAAAGCCUUGUCCUGGUCAGCUGAGAAUAUUCUAACGCUGCCCGAGUCCAGAGCAGAGGAUGAAAAAACCGACGACUCUCCACCGUCGCCGUCCCCUGUCUCCAGUCCGGGCACCAGCUCCAACACGCCCCCCUCCAGCCAGGAGCCAGACGCCAGGUCCCUCGAUGGGAACUGGGAUCCAGUGCCGAGAUCCACCGCUCCGGACGCCAGCUCGGACUCUGAAAAUGAACUCGUUCAGAGCAAACAGCACAAGAUCCUGUCUCGCAUCACGUUUGAUACUCAGUGGGAGCAAGAAGAGAAAGAGGAUGUGGAGACCAAAGCGGUGGCAACCUCACCUGAUGGAAGAUAUCUCAAAUUCAACAUAGAGAUCGGGAGGGGAUCUUUCAAGACGGUUUAUAAAGGACUGGACACUGAGACCACCGUGGAGGUGGCAUGGUGUGAGCUACAGACUCGUAAACUGACCAAGGCGGAACGACAGCGUUUCAGCGAGGAGGUGGAGAUGCUGAAGGGGCUGCAGCACCCGAACAUCGUCCGCUUCCACGACUCCUGGAAGUCCACGGUGAAGGGCCACAAGUGCAUCAUCCUGGUGACUGAACUCAUGACCUCAGGCACGCUCAAAACGUAUUUGAAGAGGUUCAAGGAGAUGAAGCUGAAACUGCUGCAGCGCUGGAGUCGUCAGAUCCUCAAAGGGCUUCACUUCUUGCACACGCGCACUCCUCCCAUCAUCCACCGGGACCUCAAAUGUGACAACAUCUUCAUCACCGGCCCCACUGGCUCCGUUAAGAUAGGAGAUCUGGGGCUGGCCACACUCAAAAGUGCCUCCUUUGCUAAAAGUGUCAUUGGAACACCAGAGUUCAUGGCCCCAGAGAUGUAUGAGGAGAAGUAUGACGAAGCGGUGGACGUCUACGCCUUUGGAAUGUGCAUCCUGGAGAUGGCCACCUCUGAGUACCCGUACUCCGAGUGCCAAAACGCCGCCCAGAUCUACCGCAAAGUCACCAGUGGCAUGAAACCUGACAGUUUCUACAAAGUCAAAGUCCCAGAACUCAAGGAGAUCACUGAGGGCUGCAUUCGUAUGAACAAAGAUGAAAGGUACACCAUUCAGGACCUCCUGAACCACCCCUUCUUCCAGGAGAACAAUGGCGUUCAUGUGGAACUGGCAGAGGAGGACGACAUGGUGAAGUCGGGCCUGAAACUGUGGCUGCGCAUGGACGACACCAAGAAGCUGCACGGGAAGUACAAGGACAACAACGCCAUCGAGUUCCUCUUUGAGCUCUACAAGGACGUGCCUGAGGAGGUGGCUCAGGAGAUGGUCGUGCUUGGCUUCGUGUGCGAGGCAGACUUCAAGCUCGUGGCCAAGGCCAUACGGGACAGGGUGACCGCCAUCAAGCGCCAGAGAGAGAAGCUGAGGCGGCAGGCGGAGGAGCAGAGGAAGAAGCAGGAGCAAGAAGCCCUAGAAGAAGAAGCUGAGACUCAGCCGCCCUCACCUAAAGUCGGCCACGUGGUUGCAGCAGAGUCCCCCACCCCGGCCCUGACACCUCCGACCCCCAUCAUGUCCCCCGUCACCAGCUCUGUGGACUCUGGCGUGAGCUCCAACUACCCUGCAGAGCCAGAAGAGCCCGAGGCGGACCAGCACUUCCACAUCCGCCACAACAGCCUGUCUUCUGCUAAUUCUGACUGUGAGACGGACGGCUAUCUGAGCUCCUCUGGGCUUCAGGAUCCCCUGGAGGCCGGCAGCUUCAACACGACCCCUCCCACCACGCACACCGACAACCCGACUGCAAACGGUCUCCCCAUCCCAGCCCUCCGCUUCCCCUCGAGUAUUGCAGUAUCCAACAACAUAGAACAUGGCAACUCAGGGCCCCAGAGUGGCUUCAACUCCCCCGUGGACAGCUACGCCUCCGACGUGACAUCAGGCUUGAGUGACGGCUACGAGGGCCUCUCGGAGAAGAACGAAAAAACGGCUGCCAGGCGAACUGCUGGGAAGCUGUUCAGGAGGAGAGCGCGAUCGAGGCUGCGCAUCACAGGGCUCUCCGAUAAAGUGGAUCGGGUGGUGGAGUGCCAGCUGCAGACACACAACGACAAGAUGGUGACCUUCAAAUUUGACCUGGAUGGAGAUAACCCAGAAGACAUCGCCGCUGUCAUGGUGCACAAUGAGUUCAUCCUGCCGUCAGAGAAGGAAGGCUUCAUCCACCGCCUGGGUGACAUCAUCAAACGGGCUGAGGCUCUGAUGGCGAAAGAACAGCUGGUUCAUUCCGGCGGUCACCGACUUCCCCAGCCUGCUUUCCACAACGGGGUUAACUCGUUGUCUUCCUCUCAGCCUAAUCUGCACAGUCACACCCUGCCUCGAACACACUCCUCCUCUUCUCUGCCUGACUUCAGUGUGGCUAACCCGAGUGUAGGGGUACGUGGCUCUCCUCCGUGCCCCAAUGGAGACGUCUUCAGUGCAGACAUUACUUCACCUGCGCGACCUCUUAUACGCUCGCAGUCUUUCCACAACGCCCCAGGGUCUCCCCUCCAUUAUCAGCACCAUCACCACCCUGCUUCUCUUCUGCCCCACCACCAGCACUACCACUUGCCCUACAUGGGCAACACUCACUUCCCAUUCCCAUACCCAGGUACUUCAGGCUCUCCAAAAACAGCAGGGAUCCAUCCUCCCCUCACACGUGUAGCCAGUAACCCCACUUUCCCCUCCAUUUCCUCCCCAGCCCCGGGCUCCCCAAGUCCUCUGAAUGAGACCCCGAGCCCCGGCAGCAAUGAGAGCGUCCCCAUGUCCCCACCUGCGGCUCAGCAUCCCAACAUGUGGCCCUCAGACACGCAGCCCCUAUUUUCUUUGGCUAACGUCAUCUCUAUGGCCAUGAGCAUGGCCCAGUCUUUCAUCCCUCCUGCGAGCCUGUCCACCCAGGGGAUACCCUCCUUUCCAGGUUUCCACCCCCAGCUACCCGCUCACAUGACCCCACAGUCAGGGUACCAAUCCGUCUACCCACAACAUUACCAGACCACGCCAGCAGAAGUUUCUUACCCUACACCUGGCAUGCCAGCUCAGAACAACAUCUACCACAGCCCUGAGAAUACACUACAAAUGGAUGGAUCGGGUUUUCCUCUGAGUAGACCCCCAACCCGCCCACAUGCUGUCUCUCCACUUUCCUUGCCUUCCACUCCUCAACAGGCUCCUCAGGAGCCUCUGCAGCAGGUUGGACUCUCCAGUCUCCCCAACCUGACCCAGGAGGACAGUCUCCACAGUUAUGUGGCCCCGUUCUCUGCCCAAGUUCCAGCCCAGACGACACCCAGAUCAGAAGUCUCCAGUUCAAACUCGUCAGAUCUUUCGCCAUCACCCCCAGAGACCCCAGAAAACACCUUAUCAUCCUUCAGCCCUAAAUUGCAUCCUCCUGUACCCGAGAUGAAUGCCAGUAGCUCCAAACCAAAAGCCUCCUCCACUGCCUCUGAGGUACAGUCGGCACCAGUGACUGUUGGGCGAUUCCAGGUGACGCCCAGCAUGGACAUCCCUGCGCCUGUCGCCAUCGUUGUACCUGCUGCACCACAGCCAGCAGACAGUGGCAGCACCCCAUCAGAGAGCAGCACAGAGGAACAGGGAGAGUCCGAGACCAGCCUGGGCACCUCACUCACCAUGUCCCCUCCUCACCCACAUCCCCACAGAGGGUCGACAGGGGUCCUCCAGGAGGUUGAUGGGCAGACUGGAUGGACUGGUAGUCAGGAGCAGCAGCAGCAGCAGCUGCAAAACAGAGAAGAAGAGGACGAGGAGGAAGAAGAGGAGGCAGGGGUUGUUGGGGAACGACAGAGGACAAGGAAGAGGAAUCGGAGGAGGGCGUACAGCCUCAGCCUGAUGGGGACGUCUGCAGACAGCGGACUCUCAGUGACAGCUGCCGAGAUGGAGGGGAGGCUGUGGGACGGAGCGGCAGGCAGCCCGCAGUACAGCAAUGCCCUUCACCAUUUAUGGAUGAUGACAUACAACCGCAAUACUCCCUACCUAAGCAGUGAUGACUCAGACAGUGAUGAUGAAGAAAUGCUGGAAGAGCUUCAGGAACUUAGAGAGAAACAUCUGACAGAGGUGCAGGCCCUGCAAGCUGCCCAAAAGCGAGAGAUUGAGGAGCUGUAUGAGAAGAUGGGAAAGGUUCCCCCUCCAGGCAUCGUCUCUCCUGCUGCUAUGUUGUCCAAUCGACAGCGCCGCCUGUCCAAGGGGAGCGGUUUCCCCUCGUCCCGCAGAAACAGCCUGCAGCGCUUGGACAUUUUGCCACUCCAAGGUAUCAUUAGGAGAAACUCUCUUGGAGGUAGCAGCAGUGGCUCCCAGGAUAAACCAAGCAAAGGCGUCACCUUUGCCACUGACAUUAGUAGAAUGUAAUAAACUCUCAGCCAAGCACGCUGUAUAUCUAGACUACCUCAUCUGAAGUGUGACUACAAUGGUCAAACCCGUCCUGUAGGAGGAUCGCUUUAACCCUUUCACUGGCACACUGAUCAGAAAACCGCUUCCCUCUGCCAGCGAUCACAAGGUUCUGCCAGUGGUCAUUUACCUCAACGCGUAGAAACUCAUCAGUACAGCUGGAUUCACACAGGAACUGUUACGUCCUUCGUCAGAUCUGGUGAAUUUGUUGCAGCUAAAAAGCACAGAAUACCUGCCAAUCCGGUUCAUGUUGAAAAUGACAAGUUCAUUUUUUCCCUCCUGUAAAUAAACUGUCAGACCUAAUGGUUCACAAUGAAACAACCUCCGUCCUGGUUGCCACAGCGCUCUGCAGACGUCACAUCCCAGUUUGAUUUAAAUGUUUUCUUUUGAGCAAGCUUUUUGUAUUAACGCAGUCAAGUCAUGGCACUUCCUAUGACUUUGACCCAGACUGAUGAUAGUUGCUGUUGUUGUUGCUGUUUUCCUGCUUGUCUGACUCACUGUCGUUAAUCAAUCUGAACACAGUAACGUGAACCACAGUGAGGCUCUGACACUUUCACUGACGGUUGUCGUACACAGAUGACAACAACAUUUUUGGAGAAUCUCACAACUUAUUUGCUGUAGUUUGUUAAUGAUGUCUCGGCACCUGCUGACUGCACAGUUCAUACACUCCCGUUAGUAGAGUUGAUUACUGCCAUCCAGGGGCUGAUGAGAGCAGUCUAGAUGCAUUGUACAGUUUGAUUUAUUCAGAUAUGUAUUAUAAAAACAUGUCGUUGUACAUCUUUACUUCCUUUAGUGAUUUUGACACCAGAUCAGAUGACUAGACUCUGCCUGGAGAGGUAUGACUGCAGUUCUGACAUUUUUAGUGGAAAUUAUUUCCAGGGGUGACGGACGACACCACAGCAGUAUGCUGAAAAGAUAUCAUUUCCGUCAACACAUAUAUAUAUAUGAAGAUGUUUCAGAAAGAAAAAUGGUUGUACAACAGUUAUAAAUGUUGGCAAGUAGCUCGCUUCAGCAAAAAGAAAAUUUUCAAAGCAUCGAAUGGGAAGAAAUGUGGUUAAAUAGUUCAAAAGACUUGUGUAGAGACGUCACAUCAAUAUUCAAAUACUAUAGCUGAUUUAAGAUGGAAACAAAGGAUUUAUUUGUAUUGAUUAGUUGUGAAAAACCCACCUAGGUUAUAGACUACUGGCUUUCCUGUCAAUUGUAAAUGUGUACAUAGUAGAGUGCAUUUAUAGAUUAUGUUUACAAGUUAUGUGUAAACAAAAUAUUUCAGCAACCUUAAUUCUUGCUCAAGCAAAAAAAAAAAAAAUCAUAUUUUGUCGCUUGUUUCAAUAGAUCAAGCACCUUGUGCACUUUAGUAAAUUCUAUUGUAGUUUUCAAUAAUUUAACACAUUUGUGGAUAAAACUGUGUUCACUCGAGGAAGAGCUGAUACGUUUUCCUGUUAUUUUCCAUAAGGGAGUUAAGAGAACAUUCUCCACAAUAUGUUUGAUCACAAUAUUUCGUAUUGGAUCACAGUAAUGAUGAUAUACCCUCCCACAGUUAAAAUAAGAAGUAUAUUGUGGGAUAGAUAAAUCAGUCCAAGCUGUGAAUCUGUAGCUGUUGCCUUAUAAAAAUAUUCACAACACACACACUGAAUGUUAUGGCAGUUAAACUCCUGUAAGAUUUUCCAAAGUUCAUAAUAUAUUCAAAGAAAAAGUUUUCAUUUCAAAAUUUUGAAUGUAAAUAUAUAAUUGUAUUGCUUUCUGAAGCUGCUGUCCUGCCAUGCUGAAUCUGUGCCUUUCCCUUACAAUGUCUUAUUUUAUAUUUUUACUCUCCAGAUUUGGUGGCUAGAUCAGACUCUGUAUAUCAAAUUUUUGAGAAAAAUAAAUGCAAAUGUAAAUAUUGCGGCUCUUUUGUCAUCUUUACUGCUUCACCAAGUGUUUUUUUUUCUUGCAGAAAUACUUACAUAGAGUCAUGAUUGCAUU
Messenger RNA from Thunnus maccoyii (southern bluefin tuna), 6770 nucleotides. RefSeq names its product WNK lysine deficient protein kinase 4a (gene wnk4a). Lineage: Eukaryota; Metazoa; Chordata; Actinopteri; Scombriformes; Scombridae. The transcript has 21 exons. Gene Ontology annotation, molecular function: ATP binding; chloride channel inhibitor activity; potassium channel inhibitor activity. Gene Ontology annotation, cellular component: cytosol; cytoplasm. Gene Ontology annotation, biological process: protein phosphorylation; positive regulation of sodium ion transmembrane transporter activity; monoatomic ion homeostasis. The record is from RefSeq and is a predicted model, not a curated record. The coding region runs from base 225 to 4769 and encodes 1514 amino acids.